Trypanosoma grayi is the source of this 1464-nucleotide messenger RNA. RefSeq lists its product as hypothetical. The transcript has a single exon. The record is from RefSeq and is a predicted model, not a curated record. NCBI's taxonomy places the organism in Eukaryota, Euglenozoa, Kinetoplastea, Trypanosomatida, Trypanosomatidae. Bases 1 to 1464 code for a protein of 487 amino acids.
AUGAGGAAGAAGGAGGGAGGGGAAAGUGAAAAUCCUGCAUCAAGAGAAAUUCCCAUUCGAGCCACAGGUCGGAGCAGCGGUGCACCCCGUGAUGAAAAACAGCUUGCCGGUGAGGGUGAUGAUAUCCGCCUGAACUUCGGCGCGGUCCUCAUUGCGGCAGCCUCGUCUGCCGGAUCUGGCGCUACUGUUUCCGCUGACGGUGUAGCAAAGCUGCUGGACGAGUUGGCUCGCGCCUCAUCGCGGACGGACUGCGCCAGCGACGCGGCCCGGGCUGACGUGCUCGAUGUGGAUGUGCUCAUCUUGGACGCUGUUGAGCGCGUCUUGUCUGGGUAUAGCGAGCUGGUCGUGCCCCCUGCCGCAACCAGAGGAGAGGCAUUUGCGUCAGAGAUGGAGCGUGCCUCGCUGGCAAAUCUUCGUAGUGUCGCUGCGGCAUUAUCACAUCGGCCACCGUUCUCCGGGCCCGUGCUUGCCGCUCUCUUCCAGCUUACAAUCCUAGUGGUGAAGCACGCACCGCCGACGGCCCUUGACGAGGCAGGGUGCCCUGUUCUCGUUUCCCUGCUGGAGCUCCUUGGGUGCCUGCCGCGUUGUGCCGUGACUGGCGGGGCGCCGAGUAUUCUGCGAGUGGUCCGCAUCACGGCGCGGAAUGUGAUGCGUCGUGUUGGCCCUCGUCUCUUUCCUGUGGAUGCCCCGGCGCCUCAGCAGAGCGGCAUAGGGAUGAUGGCGAUGCCUGAGGAAGUCGACCGCAGUCUGAUCCCGUGGGUGGAGCGGCACCUCCUACCACUACGCGUUGUUAGUGGCGUGGGUGCGCAGACAGAGCUCAAGGAGGACCGGCGGCUCGCGCUGUUACUGCUUGACUUCAUGCUUCACGGGGACGCGCGCAGCAUUGGGCCCACCUUUCUUGUCACAGUACAGUAUCUCGCCGAUGCUGUGGUCUCGCUCCUCGAGGCAGAGGAGGGCGGUAUAGACGGUCACGAGAGAGAGAUAGCGCUCGCCUUUCUGCAGCGGGUCGACCGCGUGUUUUCCGCUGAGGCAGCACAGCCCAUGCGUGCGGGUGGCGUCCCAUUUGUCCACUCCCAGGCCCCGGUUCCAGCACAAGCUGUUUCUGAGUUUCUCCUCACCAAGGACGCGGCAUACCUGCGAGAAUUCGCCCAGUUGCGUCGCUUUAUUGAGGAAGAGCGCGGCACACAGGCCGUCCUACGUCACCACUUGGGGGAACUCGCUCAGGAGUGCGAGGAAGUUCGGGAUGGUAUGAGACAGAAUCUUCUUAACACACUGACGCUGUGCAAGAUGGAAUCAGCAAGUCUCUCAUUGACGAAAGAGGUCUACUCGGCCGACACACUACAGGAAGGGGCUUCUUCUCCAGCUGCGGCGUGGGUGGACGGCAUGAUGAGUCGCCUUCAGCCGGUGGAGGAGCUUGUUGUCAGUCUGUGCGAGGAGGAGCGGGAGCACCCAACUUCAACCUGA